AUGAAGUUCCUUUCACUGCUCUCUACCGCGGUGCUCGUUGCAUCUUCUACGGCGAUACCAUAUGAUGAGUACAUCUUAGCGCCUAGGUCACGAACUCUCUACCCCGUCUCCGUGCACAGUACCAAUGGAUCGGUCAGCAGUCCUGAGAGCCUGACGAAUUCCAACGGCAGUUCCGUCUUCGAUGGCGAUGCAGCCACAGCAUACGACUUCGGUAUCAACAUUGCAGGCGUUGUGUCGUUGAAUAUUGGGUCGGUGUCCGACUCGUCGCAGUACAUCGGCGUUACGUUCUCAGAAAGCUCAUUAUGGGUCUCGAAUGCCUCCUCUGACGCGACCGCCGAUGCUGGCAAAGACGAGACACUCUGGUUCCAUGUCACAAAACCAGGGCGGUACACCGCGCCUCGAGAAAAGGAGAGGGGUGGCUUCCGAUAUCUGACUUUGGUGCACAACUCGACUGGCACGGUUGAGGUUACGAGCGCUGAAGUACAUUACACUGCCAUGCCGCAUUGGGAAGAUGAUGCCAUCGCCAACUACACUGGGUACUUCCACUGUGACGAUGAGUUGCUGAACCGCAUCUGGUAUGCUGGCGCGUACACAAACCAGAUCUGCACCAUUGAUCCCACCCACGGCGAUGCACUGAUCCAUAUCCGCCAAAUCAACUCUUCGAUUUCAGACGCAACAAAUGUGACAUGGUACUACAACACUACAAUCACAAAUGGUACGUCUUCUCUAGUAGAUGGUGCCAAACGUGACAGACUUGUAUGGGCCGGUGACAUGGCUAUCGCUGUCCCUGGUGUGGUUGUGUCUACAAACGACGUGAUCUCGAUCGAGAACUCGCUAAAAUCGCUGUUUGAUAUUCAAGCUGAGAACGGUCGCUUACCCUAUGCCGGUCGGCCAUUCCCAAAUUCAGUGUCGUUCACGUACCAUCUUUACACCUUGAUUGGUGUCGCCGAUCAUUACCUAUACACAGGAAACAUUGCCUACCUCCAGUCGCUUUGGGAUCAGUGGAAGCUUGCCCUCUCUUGGUCACUGAGCUACAUCGACUCCUCCGGACUUAUGAAUGUGACAUCACCGGCUGACUGGCUGCGUUUUGGCAUGGGUGGUCACAACAUCGAGGCCAAUGCCAUCCUCUACUACACCAUCAAUCACGGUAUUGAGCUCGCCACUGCCCUCAAUGACACCUCCUCCACUUCAAACUGGACUACCAUCGCCGAGCGUAUCAAGUCUUCUGCCAACGAGCUUCUCUGGAACGACGAGGCUGGCAUGUACAUUGAUAACGAAACCACUGCUCUCAUGCCCCAAGACGGCAACUCCUGGGCCGUCGUCGCAAACCUGACCGUCAACUCCACACAAGUGGAACGUAUUUCCGCAGCUCUUGCAGAAAGAUGGACGUCCUACGGCGCACCUGCGCCUGAGGCUGACGAUGCCAUCUCCCCCUUCAUCUCCGGGUUUGAGUUACAGACACAUUUCCUGGCAGAAAACGCGACCGCUGGUCUCGAGCUCAUGAGGCUGCAGUGGGGCUUCAUGCUGGAUGAUCCGCGCAUGACGAACUCGACUUUCAUCGAGGGGUACUCGACGACUGGCGAACUACACUAUGCGCCCUACCUCAACGAUGCACGAAUCUCGCACGCUCACGGCUGGGCAACCGGUCCCACUUCCUCACUGACGACUUACAUCGCCGGUAUCCAGCUGCUGAGCGCGGGAGGCAAGACAUGGCGUAUUGCGCCUUCGCUCGGUGACCUCAAGAUCGCAGAUGCGGGAUUCAGUACAGAUGUAGGGCUCUUCUCUGCGAAGACACAAGUCGAUGACAACGGCGCAUGGACAAUAGAGUUCGAAGCACCGCAGCGUACGAGUGGUGAGGUGAAGUUUCCGGAGCUCGGCUGUGUGGGUAAGGUCGUGCUGGAAGAGCAGAGUGGGAACUAUCAGGAUAUCCUGGUCGAGGUGCAAGCUGCUGAUGCUGGACCGGUUACGAUUGAUGGAUUGCCGGGUGGCAAGUGGAUGGCAAGGUACGAGUGCUCAUCGUCAUAA
This is a messenger RNA of Ascochyta rabiei, 2025 nucleotides long. RefSeq lists its product as uncharacterized. The record is from RefSeq and is a predicted model, not a curated record. Bases 1 to 2025 code for a protein of 674 amino acids. The transcript is spliced from 3 exons. Gene Ontology annotation, biological process: carbohydrate metabolic process. Lineage: Eukaryota; Fungi; Ascomycota; Dothideomycetes; Pleosporales; Didymellaceae.